GCGGUAGUUGCUGCCAUCAUUCUCUACAGUGACGUCACCCAUCUCAGUGAGAAUGGGCGCAAGAAGGCGUGGCCCGUGAUGAUGACCAUCGCCAACAUCCGUCAGGGCGGGCGCUGGGCGACGUCGGGGCACUGCCUGCUGGGCAAUCUCCCAAUCCCACCCAAGGGGAUGCCUUCGGCGCAGAAAACUCAACUCUUUCAGCAGGGGGCUCUCACCAUGCUGCAUACGAUUUUGGAGGGUCGUGAGUGCGGAUUCUUGCUAAAAGACCCGAACGGCGUGGAGCACCUUGUCAAGCCAAUGCUCUACGCGUGGGUCUGCGACUACCCAGAGAGCGGGAAAGUCACGUGCACCCUCUCCGGCGGCACAAGUCGACCGUGCAGCAUCUGCUAUGCCGAGAAGGAACACCUUGACUGCGUGACGGCCGAGAACACUCCUCGGACCCCGGCCCGACAGCAGUGGAUUGUUGACAAUUGGGCGAACAAGCUGGGCACCAAGAAAGCUGCUGGAGUUCAGUUCUCCACGUUCGGCAUGGAGUGCGCCCUCUGGCUGUGGGAUGUGCCUGGUGCGCCCUGGGCGAACCCUUACCUGGCCAUCAUGCCGGACAUAAUGCACCAGGCGGACCUCGGGAUCUUGCACCACAUGAUUUCCGCAAUCCGCUCCUCCCACAAAGGCAGUCUCGCCACCUUUGACGAGAGGCUCACACAGAUCCGUGAGGAGACUCGAAUGACGAACCUACGUUUCCCUGAGACUGCCUAUUUCGAGUCUGGCGCAUGUGUCGCCGCCCACGAGCACCGCGCUGUCUUGAUGACACGUUGGAGGAGAAGCGGCUGAGCGCGAUCCGCGCGUACCUUGAGUGG
This is a messenger RNA of Closterium sp. NIES-67, 857 nucleotides long. NCBI's taxonomy places the organism in Eukaryota, Viridiplantae, Streptophyta, Zygnematophyceae, Desmidiales, Closteriaceae. The record is from the annotation of a GenBank genome assembly.